Molecule: messenger RNA, 1775 nt
Organism: Nerophis ophidion (straightnose pipefish)
Lineage: Eukaryota; Metazoa; Chordata; Actinopteri; Syngnathiformes; Syngnathidae
Product: 5-hydroxytryptamine receptor 3A-like
Exons: 11
Coding region: 146-1582 (478 amino acids)
Biological process (GO): regulation of membrane potential; monoatomic ion transmembrane transport; chemical synaptic transmission
Cellular component (GO): synapse; neuron projection; membrane
Molecular function (GO): extracellular ligand-gated monoatomic ion channel activity; transmembrane signaling receptor activity; neurotransmitter receptor activity
Source: RefSeq, a predicted model, not a curated record
GUGUAGUUCCCUUUUACGACACUGGAGGGGGCCUUGAACGCAUCAUGACAUCAGCAAGCUCUGAAAGUUACGGUGAACUUCGAUGUCAAUUGUUUAAUUGGCAGUGUGCGUCAUUACGAAUGUUUUGGUGAGAUGGUAAAGUUGGAUGGCUGCGGUGAACGCCAGUGUCUCUCAGAGAAGCCAAUGGAGGAGCCAAGAUCGCCGCUGCCUUUUUGAGCUGCAGGAGGAAGUCCCACAAUCCACCGAAGUCUCCGGUGGCGUCCCCGCUGAGAGGGUGUGUUCCUACAACCAAGUGUUGGAGCACCUGAACCUCAGCGCAGACCACACCUUGUACUCCAUGACACGUCCGGUCAGAGACCACACCAAGACCACCGUGGUGACCUUGGAGGUCAUCCUCUACGCCAUCCUCGACGUGAGAGAGUUGGACCAGAUCUUCAUUCCUUACGUCUGGAUUUUCACGAGUUGGCAGAACGAUCACAUCUCCUGGAACCCGCAGGACUUUUGUGGCAUCGAGAACGUCACUCUUCCCAAUCAGUUUUUGUGGAAGCCAGACCUCACCAUUGAGGAGAUGGUGGAGAAGGACAAGGCCCCCCCCAGCCCCCACCUCACCAUCUCCAACAGUGGCCAGGUGCGGGUCCAGGACGACAAGGUGCUGCCCUGCACCUGCAGGAUGCACAUCUACAAGUUCCCCUUCGACAUUCAGAGCUGCAACCUCUCCUUCAAGUCCGUGGUCCAAUCCGUCCAGGAGAUGCGGCUGCUGCACUCGCUGGGCUCGGCCGAGGCCACCAGGUGGUCCAGGGAGGUGAUGCGCACGCAGUACGAGUGGCUCUUCGUGGGCAUGAGCGUGGAAAACAAGACCCUGACCAUCUUCCGCAUGGAGCAGGACGUGAUCGUUUAUACGAUCACCAUGAAGAGGAGACCGGUGCUCUACAUCAUCAACUUCAUGCUCCCCAUCCUCUUCCUCCUGUGUCUGGACAUGGCCUCCUUCCUGAUCCCGGACACCGGAGGAGAAAAGUUGAGCUUCAAAGUCACCGUGCUGCUGGCCGUCACCGUCAUGCAGCUCAUCCUCAACGAGAUCCUGCCCUGCUCCUCCGACAGGAUACCCCUCAUAGCCGUGUACUGCAUCGGCAUCUUUGGACUGAUGCUGCUCAGCCUCCUGGAGACCAUCUUGGUCAUGCACCUGAUGGACAAGGAUGGCAGCAGCCAGGACGCCAAGGCCGGCCAAGACCAGAGCCUGAGUGAGGACUCCGGCGGACAGGCCGACUCUAAAGGAGGCGGCGAUAAGAAAUGGAGGCGAUGUGCGAGCUUCUGCAACGGUCCUGCACGUGAAAACUCACCUGAACUCAUGAAGGACGGGGAGCAGACCGGGUCUGGAAGCAUGGAGGUGAUCUCGGAGGAGACCAGGGAGGUGAUGAGGGCGCUAACCCAGCUUCUCAACAAGGGGGAAGAGCCCAGCAAGCCCAGCUCCUGGAGCAAAGUCAUCACCAAAAUCCACAGGAUCUUUUUCGCCUUCUACGUUGCUGCUGUGGUUUUGUUUUUAGCCGGUAUGUGUUUUCUUUGGCAGAGCAACCAAGAUGACUGAGGCUUUCCAGGUGGGACACCUGUGCAAGUGUUAGCUAAAGCGACACAAAAGCAUUGGAUGUUGUCAUGGUAACACUAAAUCUGCCAGGAAAACAUUACAUUUUGCAUUAAAAAAUAACAAAAAAAUCCAAAAAAGACUUAAGUUAGCCACAAAAUAACUACAUUCUGUGAUGAAAAAUACAUAAAUACCACAA